Zingiber officinale is the source of this 1202-nucleotide messenger RNA. RefSeq lists its product as uncharacterized. NCBI's taxonomy places the organism in Eukaryota, Viridiplantae, Streptophyta, Magnoliopsida, Zingiberales, Zingiberaceae. The record is from RefSeq and is a predicted model, not a curated record. The transcript is spliced from 2 exons. Bases 87 to 881 code for a protein of 264 amino acids.
CUCAUUUUUGGAGUUUGAACCUCUCUGUUUUACAUUUUCCUUUGUUGUUCGUCUAAUUCUAAGAUUUGAAUCGGGCACACUGAGCGAUGGCGAAUCCGCAAUGGCGAUUGCAGAGCGACGCUCAUGAAUCCACGAUUUGGGCCAUCAAAAUCUCAUUUUGCUUCCUCGGCAUCGUCUCUUUCGGCGCCGCCACCAGAGCCGCCGUCCCCGCCACCGCGGCUGCCUUGUACUCUGCCCUUCCGGGUCUCCGGGCAUUCCUCCGCUCUUGGUUCUCGCCGCAGUACCUCUUCGUCGCCGUCCACUUCAUGAUCCUUGCCAUUUGGAAACUCUCCGACCGGAAGCAGCAGCCGCAGAGCGACCGAUGGUCAGCGACGGAGCCAGGCGGCGAUCCCAUAAAAAUCAAAUCUUUCGUCUCUGCCCAUUCUUAUGAGCUCAACCAGAAGUGCUCGCCGGUAAUCCAUUGCGACGAGAUCUCUCUGUCUUCCGCAAGUGCCGCGAUUUCCUCGUCUGAAACCUCCUCGUCCAACAUUUCGUGCCUGACGCUGGAUUCCGUGGAAAGCUCCACUGCCUCGUCGAAGAAGGCCAUCGAACUGGAUCCUAAGAGAUGCAUUACGGAGGAGGAAGACAAAGAGUUGGUGACUGCGCUGGAGACAGCAGGGAUGGAAAACGACUCGAUGGAGGUGACAUGGAAGGCGAUUACUGAGAAGUCAUCUCAGGCAUCUGCCUGGCCGGAGCCGGCGCCGGCGCCACCGUCCUCAUUCUCAGGUGACGACGAUUUGACCCAACGAUUCGAAGAUUUCAUCAAGAAAAACCACGAGCAGAUCCGCUUCUCAAUAUUCGAAGGUUGUAAUUCGACUCUGCCAGCGCCGAUCUCCGGCUAGAAGAAUGCAUAUGCUGAUAAAAAUCCGUUUUUUAAGGUUUGUAUUUGUUUGCUUAUGGUGGCAAUUCAGGUUCUAUUCUACUUGAAGGCCUGUGCUUCCCUUCGGAUUGGUGUGCCAUUGCUGAUAAGAUUAAGUCUUAAAAGUGGUUUACAGUUCAUGUUGAAUAGUCUCUGUAUAUUUGCUCAGUGUAUAUUCUGGAGAUCACAGUCUGCAUCGUUAUUAUUAAUUAUAUUCCAUCUCAUCGUUAUUAAUUAUUAAUCAUGAGGAACCCUUGGAAUAGAAAAUGGAUCCAGUAGAAAAUGGAUCCAGAUUUGGAAUAAA